AUGGAGAUUGAUGACGACUUGCCGUGGCCUGCACUCCACCAAUUGCCACACUUGUUCGCGUUGACGCUCCACAACGCCAACGAGAAGGCUGUGAAAGGCAUUGCCAAUUCUACACUUGAAUUCCUGCGGCUGGUGCAGCCACAAGCUGGUGCCGUGGAGGCGCUUUUUGCUCCCACGACCUUGCGAAGCAUACAGAUCCAUGGCAUACAGGACCAACGGAGAUGGACAAGAACUGAUUUGACUUCUUUGUGCGCAUUCGAUUUAGCCCACUUCAGCGCAUUUGUCAUCCAAGUCGUCGGGGGCACCUUACCCCACUGCUGGAGCCGCAUGAAGAACCUUCGGACCUUCUACUGUUCCAAUUGCAUGAUGUCCUUGCCACCCACAGCUUUGCGCGACCUGUCUUCAUUGAACUCCUUCGUGGCCUUUCGGCAAUGGGAGAUGGUGCCCUGUGCGCUUCUGCAUGUGGAGAACAGUGGCUGCAAAGCUUCCUGGGAGACCAGGCAUGCCACCAAGGAUGGCAAGAAGGGCAUGGCAGAGAGCACCGGUCAUUGGGACAACUUCCAAGAAGGCCCUAGCUUUCUAUGUCCUGCUGCUUCUUACAGCUUUGCCUUCGAGGAAUUCCUCCAGCUGGGUUGGAGGAACCUCCGGAAGCUUUGGUUGGAUGGAAAUUUCCUCACAGGGGUCAUUCCAGAGAACAUUGCAGUCGUUUGGCCACACCUGGAAUCCCUGGACCUCUACGACAACAAUCUGGAAGGUCCAAUCCCAGCCUCUUUGGGCACCUUGCCUUUCGUGAAGCUUCAGCUGCAAAGCAAUGAUUUCAGCGGCCAAGUGCCCAAGUCGGUCCUCCGUCUGGCGGAGAGGCCGAACAUCCUCCUUGGGUUGCAGGAGAAUCCCAAUCUGGAGGGGUGCGCACCCUUGGUGGGUCAUUGGCAAAAUGGCAUUCCAGGCACUCGCAUUGGACGCUGUGAUGAGCUUUGA
Durusdinium trenchii is the source of this 978-nucleotide messenger RNA. Lineage: Eukaryota; Dinophyceae; Suessiales; Symbiodiniaceae. The record is from the annotation of a GenBank genome assembly.